Molecule: messenger RNA, 989 nt
Organism: Pangasianodon hypophthalmus (striped catfish)
Lineage: Eukaryota; Metazoa; Chordata; Actinopteri; Siluriformes; Pangasiidae
Gene: hscb
Product: HscB mitochondrial iron-sulfur cluster cochaperone
Exons: 6
Coding region: 92-868 (258 amino acids)
Biological process (GO): protein complex oligomerization; [2Fe-2S] cluster assembly
Cellular component (GO): mitochondrion
Molecular function (GO): ATPase activator activity; protein-folding chaperone binding
Source: RefSeq, a predicted model, not a curated record
CAUGCGCAGUUCCAACCCGGAAGUGGGGGCGUCUCGUGUAGUAAGUUAUGGCCAUUCAUUAGUGUGUGUAUGUUGUUGACUUUGGAGAUUCAUGCAGUGUGUGCAGAUGUUGCGCGCGGCUCACAGAUGUGUCCUGAACCUACAGAACAUCUGCAGCACUGUGACUUCAUGUACAGCGCCUGGAAAAACGCUCCACUUUGUCAGAAAAGACAUUUUUCAUGUUAAAAAGGCGACAUCGCUCCUGACCCUGAAGCUGACACGGAGUUUGUGUUCAUGUUCUUCAGUGAGAAAGUGCUGGAGUUGCGGCUCAUCUGCCCAGCUGUUCUUCUGCUCCUCCUGCAACACCAUCCAGCCUCCUCAUGACAAAGCUACUUAUUUUCAGAUUUUAAACUGUGAUGAGACGUUUGCUUUGGACACGCAGAAGCUUCAGGGAAAAUACAUAGAGCUGCAGAGAUCUCUGCAUCCUGACAAGUUCAGCCAGAAAUCACAGACAGAACAGCGAUAUUCUGAAGAGCAAUCAGCCUUGGUAAACAAAGCCUACAGGACUCUCCAGAAACCUCUCACACGGAGCGUCUAUUUGCUGCAGUUGCGAGGAGUCGAGCUGGAGGAAGGCACAGACUCUGCAGCAGAUCCAGCCUUGCUAUUGAAGCUCAUGGAGGUCAAUGAGAAGCUGGCAGAGACUCUGAGCCUCGAUGAGGUCAACGCUAUAGGCCAGGAAGUGCAAGUGACAUUGAAAAACCUGACUGAACAGAUGAAUGCAUCUCUAAACAAAGGGGACCUGCAGUCAGCCAGAGAGAUCCUGACCCAAAUGAAAUACUUUGCAAAUCUGGAAGAGAAGGUAAAAGAGAAACUGAGGGAGAACUUGUGAGGUGGUGGAGAAGGACUGUAAAACACUUCCUCUGUAUACGCGCUGCAGCCGUGUUGCAGCUUAAUCACAUGCCCUUGAACAUGUAAACUUGAAUAUGUGGUAAAUUAAAGUCUGUUUUUAA